UGACGUGGUGUGUGACUGAAAGCUGUCGUUGUCGUCUUGAUCGCCGAAUAAAAACCCCCAAAAAGACAAACUAAAUAAAUAAAUUCUCAAACUUGGUCACAUUAUUUUGAUUGUAAUCAUUUCUCAUUCACCGUUAACGACAUUGAAUUUAACAAAGAUAUUUUCCCAUUAUUUUGAUUUUGACUACAAAGUUGAACAAUGAAUUUAAUACGGCAUAUAUUAUUGGCAUGUUUGUUCGUUUUGCCAAUUCUUGCUCUAUUCAAUAAUGCCAACAACUUCAAUGUACAAGCUGUUGAAGAUGAUCCGGUUGAAGGAGAAGAUUCCGAUGUGAAUGUUGAAACAGGUGAUGUUAUUAAAACCGAAGAAGAAGAAGAUUCCACACUAUCGGCUGAAGGAUACAGAAAUUCACCGGAUGCCGAUAUAACUUACAUGUUUACUAAACCUGUAGGAAAUGGAUUAGAAUUGCCCGUAGGAAAAGAAGUUCAUUUUUUGGUUGGUUUUAUGAAUAAAGGUCAAAAAGAUUUCUUUGUCGACACAAUGGAUGCCUCGUUUAGAUAUUCUGCUGAUUUCAGUUACUAUUUGCAGAAUUUCACAGCAUUGGCUUACAAUCGAAUAGUCAAACCAAAACAAGAGGUCACUUUUAGCUAUCAAUUUUUUGUCAGUGAAGCCUAUAGUCCUCGACCUUAUGGAUUGACCAUCAAUCUUUACUACCGAGAUGCAGACAAUAUUCAAUAUUUGACUCCAGUUUUCAAUGAAACUGUUAGCAUUGUCGAAUUGGAUGAAGGAUUAGAUAGUGAAACUUUUUUCCUUUUCAUCGUUUUGGGAGGUCUUGCUGUACUUGCUCUUAUUGGAAUGUAUCAAUUAUUCCAAUCUUAUGGCAAAAAACACAUUCCAAUGCCAUCAUCUUCGAAACCAAAAUAUGAAACUGGAACUUCCAACCAUGAGGAUGUUGAUUAUGAUUGGCUUCCCAAGGAAACCAUCAAACAAUUAAAUAAAUCACCUAAUCCGGCCAAGCCAAGUUCACCACGACAAAGGAGGACGAAGAAAGAAUGAUGAGAUGAUUUCUUAUUAUAACUAAAUAAAUAAAAAUUUUACAUAAGCA
Messenger RNA from Dermatophagoides pteronyssinus (European house dust mite), 1102 nucleotides. Its product is annotated as translocon-associated protein subunit alpha-like. The record is from RefSeq and is a predicted model, not a curated record. NCBI's taxonomy places the organism in Eukaryota, Metazoa, Arthropoda, Arachnida, Sarcoptiformes, Pyroglyphidae. Gene Ontology annotation, cellular component: endoplasmic reticulum membrane; endoplasmic reticulum.